Columba livia (rock pigeon) is the source of this 3035-nucleotide messenger RNA. It is a transcript of the gene RASL12, whose product is annotated as RAS like family 12. The record is from RefSeq and is a predicted model, not a curated record. The coding region runs from base 1626 to 2522 and encodes 298 amino acids. Gene Ontology annotation, molecular function: GTP binding; GTPase activity. The transcript has 7 exons. NCBI's taxonomy places the organism in Eukaryota, Metazoa, Chordata, Aves, Columbiformes, Columbidae.
GAAACCCAGGCAGAGCCCCGGAGUCACCGGCCAGAGCAGGUCACAGCAGGGAUUGUGGAGUCAUCGAAUAAUUUUGUUUGGGAGACACCCUCAAGAUCAUUGAGUCCAACCAUAACCCACCCCUGGCACUACCCCAUGUCCCUGAGAACCUCAUCUCCAUGUCUGCUCAACCCCUCCAGGGACGGUGACUCCACCACUGCCCUGGGCAGCCUGUUCCAAUGCCCCACAGCCCUUUGGGGAAGAAAUUGUUCCCAAGAUGUAACCUCAGCCUCCCCUGGUGCAACUUGAGGCCGUUUCCUCUCAUCCUGGAGCUUGUUCCUUGGGAGCAGAGCCUGACCCCCCCUGGCUCCAAGCUCCUUUCAGGCAGUUCAGAGAUCAGAAGGUCUCCCCUUAGCUCCUGUUCUCCAGGCUGAACUCCCCAGGUCCCCCAGCUGCCCCCAUCACACUUGUGCUCCAGCCCCUUCCCCAGCUCCGUUCCCUUCUCUGAACUCACUCCAGCACCUCAAGGGCUUUCAUGUCAUGAGAUGCCCAGUUCUAUCAUGGCUUAUGCUGGGAUGGCCCAGGGGUAACAGGUUUCGCACUCCCUGCCCUUCAUUUGGGGAUCCUGCGUCAAGAAAAAUGAUGCACAGCAAACCUUUUCCAUCUGAAAAUGUCUCUUCCAGUCACAGGGCUCACCCUGUUCCCCAUAACGCCCAGCCAUGGGCAGAGACACCCCUCCAGAACUCAUGGAGAGGCUGAUGGUGAUGAAAAGUGUUAUUUGUAGCACUUUGCCCAUUUCUGUGCUGCUUGCAGGUUUUUCUGGCUAGAAAUCCCAUUUCCCCUGCACCAUGGGGUGCCAAGGAGGGCCAGCAACAGGCCCCCAGCUCCCCCCAUCACCGCCUGCAGCUGGUCUCUAUUUUAAAUGCCUGAUUUAAGCCAAGCAGCACAAUGAUUCAUAAUUUAAUACACCUAGCCAAAGGUCUAUUUUCUCCUCCCUUCCUACCCCCUCAUCCCAGCAGCUGGGAGCUCCUGGGGUACCGUGUGAUGACAAAGCCAUUGCUUUGGGGUUGUGUUCCCCCCAAAAAAAUCUUAUUUUAGGGGAGAAGGUGAAAGCUUUGCAGUUGUUUUGCUGUCAUUGAUCCUGAUAGGUGUCUGACUUAAAAUAGCACAUGUAGCUCUGGUUGCUUUUAAGCACCCUUGAUCUGUGUCCAAAGGGGGCUGGGGGGCCCUUUCGGGGGCUCUGUGUCCUGCAGAGGAACGAUCCCCAUCCCCUCCAUUCUCCUCAUCCUCCUCAUCCUCCCCAUCCCUGGGGCUUGCAGGGACUUCCACACUCCCAGACUAUUUUGGGAGGGUUUAAAAAUAUCCUUGCUGCACUAACGGGCAAUAAUCCCAGCAGCGCAGCCGCCCCAUGUGGCCCGGAGGAGCCUUUGCCCCCCCAGCCCCGAGUCUGUCUCCCCCCUCAGCACCCCUGGGGGCCGGCCCAGGGGCCGGAUCCUGCGGUCCUGGGCACUGAGCCCCAUCCCAAACGGCUGUGAUUGCCAUGACAACCCUGACUUCAGCCUCCGCCACCUCCUCGGGCUCCCAGCCCGCUGGGUGCUGGCUGAUGGCUGGGUGCAGGCAGCGGCGUCUCUCCCGCAGGACAGAGGAUGUCCUCGAUGUUUGGCAAACCCCGAGCCAGCAGCGAGCGGCCCCCCCAGAGCCCCCUCACCGAGUGCAAUGUGGCCAUCCUGGGGUGCCAGGGGGCCGGAAAGUCAGCCCUGACCGUGAAGUUUCUAACCAAGAGGUUCAUAAGCGAAUAUGAUCCCAACCUGGAGGACACCUACGCUUCGGAGGAGCUGGUGGACCAGCAGCCUGUCCUGCUGAAGGUGAUGGACACUGCUGACCAGGACGGCCCCGGGAACUGCGAGCGGUACCUGCACUGGGCCAGUGCCUUCCUCGUUGUCUACAGCAUCGACAAUCGGAAAAGUUUCGAGGGCUGUCAGCGCUACCUGGAGAUCCUUGCCCGGCAUAUGAGGGGCUGCCAGCGCCGCAGCCCCGUGCUGCUGCUGGGCAACAAGCUGGACAUGGAACAGUACAGAGCUGUGUCCCCUGCUUGGCCAAGGAGGAAGGACAAGUGGGUGUUGCCCUGGUGCUCACCAGCAUGCAGGCAGGUGCCUGCAGCCGAAGGGAUGUCCCUGGCGAGGAGGUUCGGGUGCCUCUUCUACGAGGUGUCUGCGUGCCAGGACUUCGCGGGGGUCCAGCACGUGUUCCAUGAAGCGGUGCGGGAGGUGCGGCGGCAGGCAGACGGCAGCCAGCCCAUCCGGCCACUCUUCAUCACCGAGGAGCGUCCCUGCCCGCUGGUGGCCACACCGGUGGCCACGCCAGUGGCCCUGCCCGCCCGCCACGGGCUGGCCAGCUGCACCUUCAACACCCUCUCCACUGUCAACUACAAGGAGAUUCCCUCGGUGGCCCAGGCCAAGCUGGUCACCGUCAAGUCCUCACGGGCUCAGAGCAAGAGGAAAGCUCCCACGCUCACCUUGCUGAAAGGCUUCAAGAUAUUUUAGGACGUGUCCAUGUGAGGUGUGAAAGGGGUGAUGAGAGACCCCUGUCGCCCUGCGAGGGUUGAGACCAGCCGUGAUGGACCCAUGGGCACCACAGCAGCUGCUGCAGGAUGGUAGUCCCUGUCUCUGCAACAAUUUUGGGAGCAGAUGGGGUGCCCAGAGUCUGAAAUCAGCUGUGGCAUCACUCUGCCUGCCCCCGCCCUGGCUCUAGUCCCCCUUGGCUGAGCUGUUUGUGCCCUGUCCUGCCACCAGCACUGGGGACCAGCGUGGCUUUCCGUACAGAUCCCUGCAGCUCCCGGAGCCACGGGCAUGGCCAGGAGGGCAAGGGCUGUCCCCAGGGCCACCCACCCAGCCUGGGCACCUGGCACACAGCGAUGUGAGCCCAGGAAGAGGGACUUAAUUAGUCAUUAAUCAAGCACAGAGGCACCCAUCUCAUUCAUCUGAUGGGUCCCCUGAACGAGCAAUAAGUAGAAGGAAUUUUUGUUUUAUUAAUCUGAAAGAGAAAGGUGCAGAUAU